Marmota flaviventris (yellow-bellied marmot) is the source of this 1301-nucleotide messenger RNA. RefSeq names its product coiled-coil domain containing 89 (gene Ccdc89). Lineage: Eukaryota; Metazoa; Chordata; Mammalia; Rodentia; Sciuridae. The record is from RefSeq and is a predicted model, not a curated record.
AUCAGAGUGGGAGAGACUGUGUGGUCAGCUGUUAGUGGAGGAAAGCUUCUAUGCCUCAGGAAGAGCAGUCACCUGGGAUGGACACUCGACCAGGUGAAGAACCCUUAGAUAAGCAAAAUGAAAAACAGAAAAAGGAGGAAGAGGAGAUGGAGUUUAAGGAACUGGAAGGGCUGAGGGAAGCCUUGGCAAACCUGAGGGGGCUGUCCGAGGAGGAGAAGGGUGAGAAGGCAAUGCUUUGCUCCCGUAUCCAAGAGCAGUCCCAGCUCAUCUGCAUUCUGAAGCGGAGGGCCGAUGAGGCCCUGGAACGCUGCCAGAUCCUGGAGCUGCUCAAUUCAGAGCUGGAGGAGAAGAGGAUGCAGGAGGCACAAAAGUUGAAAGCCCAAAGUGAGCAUGCCCUGAAACUGGAGGACCGUUUCAGGACCUUGGCAGCCAACCACGAGUUGAUGAUCCGCUUUAAGGAUGAAUACAAGAGUCAGAACAUCAAGCUGAAGGAAGACAAUGAGAAGCUGAAACUGGAGAACAGCAAUCUCUUCAGCCAGGCUCUGAAGGACAAGGAGGCCAAAGUAUUGCAGCUGACCACUAAGAGCGAGGCCCUCACCAAGGAGCUGGAGGCUCUGAAAGAGAGGUGUGCUCAGGAUGCCUGCCAGGCACAGGCCCGAGAAAAGGAGCUGUUGGAGCUACAGAGCCAGCAGGAUUGCGCCCACAACAAGGAGACAGAGCAGCUGCGCAGCCAGCUGCAGAGCCUCCAGCAGCAGUACCAAGAGGCCAUUGAACAGAUGGCAAAGGCCCAGGAGACACACAGCAGCCUGAGUCAGGAGCUGCAGGACAGGCUGCAAACCAUCACUCAAGAGAAAGAGGAGCUUCUGCAGCUGUCCAUGGAGAGGGGCAAGGUGCUUCAGAACAAACAGGCAGAGAUCCGGCAGCUUGAGGAGAAGUUGGAGGCAGCAGAUACGGCUAGGAGGCAUGCGCUAGAGCGCUUUGAGCAAGAGGCAGUGGCUGUAGACAGCAACUUGAGAGUCCGGGAACUUCAGCGCAGAGUGGAUGGGAUCCAAAAGGCCUAUGAUGAACUCAAGCUUCAGUCAGAAGCCUUCAAAAAGCACAGCCUGGAUCUUUUAAGCAAGGAGAGAGAACUCAAUGCCAAACUCCGCCAUCUCUUUCCAUAAGGAAGCUUCUGCUGCUUCUUGUCUUCGAUUAAUAAUUUAAAUAUUUGUGCCUUAACAUUAUGGCAAGAGCAAAGAUGAUACUCCAUUUAUUAUACUUUCAAGCACAAAAGGCAAUUUAAAGAAAACCCGCUUGACUAU